CAAUCUGUUAAAAAUCCUCCAGACAUCACUGUCCUAGUAGGCCAAUGUAACCGGAAAAUAUAGCUACACUCCGGGUGAAGCGGAAAAAAAGAACUUGUCGAGGAGGAACGUUAACAUUUUAGUGCUGGUUUUGUGCAUAUAUUACUAAGUUUCCGAUCUUUGUAAAAUGUUAUACGUUACUAAGCGUGUGAGUUGAAAUAGCCGAAUAGUGGUUAUUUUAGUUUACCAUGAUUUCAUAACACCAGGGUGUUAGACUGGGCCUCCACGCGGGUGUUUUUUUUUAUCCCAAAGCUAGUUGCUAGCUAGUGAACAAUCGGCUAACAAAAGUUAUAUCAAAAUAUUGGCCUGUUGUUAAAACAUGUCAGGUUUUAAUUUCGGAUCUGGAUCCACGAACACUGGCGGGGGGUUUUCGUUUGGAGGCACUGCCAGUACCCCAGCUGCAGCAGGUAUGGGUGGCUUUACUCUGGGUGGUCUGGGUGGUGCAGCCUCCACCACCACCACCUCUUCUCUGGGCCUGGGGGGGUCCCUGUUCGCACAGAAACCUACUGGGGGGUUCUCCUUUAACACUCCUGCCUCAGGUGCCCCAGCAGCCUCUACAGCCCCUACCACGGGCUUUAGUAUGGCCUUCAAUAAACCUUCUGCCUCGGCCCAACCAUUCUCCCUCACUGCUGCCUCCUCGGCCCCCUCAGGGGCAGGACUGACGCUAGGCUCCUUCCUCACCUCCACCGCUCCACAACAAGGAGCCACAGGAUUCGCUCUCAACCUAGGGGGUGUGGCCACGAGUACAGCCCCGUCCACAGGUCUAUCGUUGGGUUCCAGUAUGUUCUCUAACAUGACUCCUACUGGUUUAGCCCAGACCACUCUUGGUUCAGGGGGGUUGACGUUAGGUUCCUUAGUCUCUACCUCGACCGCAAUCUCAGCGGCCCCCAGCCUUGGACUGGGCGGAGUUGACUUCAGCACUUCCUCAGAGAAAAAGAGCGACAAAUCAUUAGGGGCCAGCCCACAGGACAGUAAAGCGCUGAAAGAUGAAAACUUGCCUCCAGUCAUCUGUCAGGAUGUAGACCAUUUCCAGAAGUUUGUGAAGGAGCAGAAGCAGGUUCACGAGGAGAUCAGCCGGAUGUCUUUUAAAGCCAUGCUGAAGGUUCAGGAUGACAUCAAGAGUCUCAAACAGCUGCUGUCUGUCAGCGCCUCGGGACUACAGAGAAACGCCCUGGCUAUAGGUCACCUGAAGAUGGAGGCUGCGCUGGAGUUGAAGAAUGCAGACAUAGCUCUACGGACUCAGAAGACCCCCCCUGGUCUCCAACAUGAAAAUACAGCUCCCUAUGAUUAUUUCCGGUGUUUCGUGGAUCAGUUUGAGGUCCAGCUGCAGCAGUACAGACAGCAGAUAGAGGAGCUGGAGAAUCACCUCUCCACACAGGGCAGUGGAUCACACAUCACACCACAGGAUCUGUCUCUGGCCAUGCAGAAGUUGUACCAGACGUUUGUUUGUCUGGCUGCUCAGCUCCAGUCAGUACACGAGAACGUCAAGAUCCUGAAGCAGCAGUACCUGGGAUACCGCCGGGCCUUCCUGGAGGACUCCACUGAUGUUUUCGAGUCCAAGCGGGCGGCCAGUAAGAAGUGGAAGAGCGCCCCACGCGUCACAAUCGGUCCCGCCCCGUUUGGCAGUGUCCCUAACGCAGCAGCGGUCGCCAUGGCAGCCACGCUGAGCCAGCAGCAGCCCGGCCCAGGGAGACAGGCGCCCCUGGGGUCUGGCUUGGGAAACCCCUUUGCCUCAGGAGUGGGCUCUAGCACGGGCUCAUCAGGCCUUGGAGUAUUUGGUGGGGGUCCAGGUUUCGGGGGGGUUGCGACGGGGGGCUCAUUUGGUUUCUCCUCCGCCAGCAAGGCCUCGGGAGGGAGCCUGAGCGCAGGUUUUGGUAGCAGCAGUAGUUCGGGGUUUAACUUCAGUAACCCCGGGCUCAACGCGUCUGCCGGCCUGACGUUUGGCGUGUCCAACCCUACCGCCACGGGCUUCGGCACAGGAGGUCCACUGCUACAGCUCAAGAAGCCCCCGGUGGGAAACAAGAGAGGCAAGAGAUAGUCUCUCCACCGAUGCUCUGAGGGGCAAAGGGAACAGUGGGGUAACAGUUAGGAUUUGGGGAAGGAAAGCUGAUCCUAGCUCUUAUGACUUCCAGAACUGUCCGCGUUUGUAUAAUGGGUUAAAUGGGUCGCAGUCCAUUUUAGAUGGAUUUGGGGAGGGUAGGUUUAUUUUAGAUCUGUGCCUAAGGGUGACUUCUAGAGCUGUCCAUGGGAGGUGGAGACGGGGGUAACAGUCUGUCCCAGAUCUCUAUUUUUAUAUCUGUCAUGAAGGAUGGGUAGAAGGAGCAGGAUGGGUAGAAGGAGCAGGAUGGGUAGAAGGAGCAGGAUGGGUAGAAGGAGCAGGAUGGGUAGAAGGAGCAGGAUGGGUGGAAAGGAGCAGGAUGGGUGGAAAGGAGCAGGAUGGGUGGAAAGGAGCAGGAUGGGUGGAAAGGAGCAGGAUGGGUGGAAGGAGCAGGAUGGGUGGAAGGAGCAGGAUGGGUAGAAGGAGCAGGAUGGGUAGAAGGAGCAGGAUGGUUAGAAGGAGCAGGAUGGGUGGAAAGGAGCAGGCUGGGUAGAAGGAGCAGGAUGGGUAGAAGGAGCAGGAUGGGUAGGAGGAGCAGGAUGGGUGGAAAGGAGAAGGAUGGGUGGGAAGGAGCAGGAUGGGUAGAAGGAGCAGGAUGGGUAGAAGGAGCAGGAUGGGUAGAAGGAGCAGGAUGGGUAGAAGGAGCAGGAUGGGUGGAAAGGAGCAGGAUGGGUGGAAAGGAGCAGGAUGGGUGGAAAGGAGCAGGAUGGGUGGAAAGGAGCAGGAUGGGUGGAAGGAGCAGGAUGGGUAGAAGGAGCAGGAUGGGUAGAAGGAGCAGGAUGGGUGGAAAGGAGCAGGAUGGGUAGAAGGAGCAGGAUGGGUAGGAGGAGCAGGAUGGGUGGAAAGGAGAAGGAUGGGUGGGAAGGAGCAGGAUGGGUAGAAGGAGCAGGAUGGGUAGAAGGAGCAGGAUGGGUGGAAGGAGCAGGAUGGGUGGAAGGAGCAGGAUGGGUAGAAGGAGCAGGAUGGGUAGAAGGAGCAGGAUGGGUAGAAGGAGCAGGAUGGGUGGAAAGGAGCAGGAUGGGUGGAAAGGAGCAGGAUGGGUGGAAAGGAGCAGGAUGGGUGGAAAGGAGCAGGAUGGGUGGAAAGGAGCAGGAUGGGUGGAAGGAGCAGGAUGGGUAGAAGGAGCAGGAUGGGUAGAAGGAGCAGGAUGGGUGGAAAGGAGCAGGAUGGGUAGAAGGAGCAGGAUGGGUAGGAGGAGCAGGAUGGGUGGAAAGGAGAAGGAUGGGUGGGAAGGAGCAGGAUGGGUAGAAGGAGCAGGAUGGGUAGAAGGAGCAGGAUGGGUGGAAGGAGCAGGAUGGGUGGAAGGAGCAGGAUGGGUGGAAGGAGCAGGAUGGGUGGAAGGAGCAGGAUGGGUAGAAGGAGCAGGAUGGGUAGAAGGAGCAGGAUGGGUAGAAGGAGCAGGAUGGGUAGAAGGAGCAGGAUGGGUGGAAAGGAGCAGGAUGGGUGGAAAGGAGCAGGAUGGGUGGAAAGGAGCAGGAUGGGUGGAAAGGAGCAGGAUGGGUGGAAGGAGCAGGAUGGGUGGAAGGAGCAGGAUGGGUAGAAGGAGCAGGAUGGGUAGAAGGAGCAGGAUGGGUAGAAGGAGCAGGAUGGGUAGAAGGAGCAGGAUGGGUAGAAGGAGCAGGAUGGGUGGAAAGGAGCAGGAUGGGUAGGAGGAGCAGGAUGGGUAGGAGGAGCAGGAUGGGUGGAAAGGAGAAGGAUGGGUGGGAAGGAGCAGGAUGGGUAGAAGGAGCAGGAUGGGUGGAAGGAGCAGGAUGGGUGGAAGGAGCAGGAUGGGUGGAAGGAGCAGGAUGGGUGGAAGGAGCAGGAUGGGUGGAAGGAGCAGGAUGGGUGGAAGGAGCAGGAUGGGUAGAAGGAGCAGGAUGGGUAGAAGGAGCAGGAUGGGUGGG
This is a messenger RNA of Salvelinus fontinalis (brook trout), 4023 nucleotides long. RefSeq names its product nucleoporin p58/p45-like. Gene Ontology annotation, biological process: nucleocytoplasmic transport. Gene Ontology annotation, molecular function: structural constituent of nuclear pore. The record is from RefSeq and is a predicted model, not a curated record. Gene Ontology annotation, cellular component: nuclear pore. NCBI's taxonomy places the organism in Eukaryota, Metazoa, Chordata, Actinopteri, Salmoniformes, Salmonidae. The transcript has 13 exons. Bases 359 to 2077 code for a protein of 572 amino acids.